Messenger RNA from Malassezia vespertilionis, 474 nucleotides. RefSeq names its product cyanase (gene cyn1). The record is from RefSeq and is a predicted model, not a curated record. The transcript has 2 exons. NCBI's taxonomy places the organism in Eukaryota, Fungi, Basidiomycota, Malasseziomycetes, Malasseziales, Malasseziaceae. The coding region runs from base 1 to 474 and encodes 157 amino acids. Gene Ontology annotation, molecular function: DNA binding; cyanate hydratase activity.
AUGACCCGCCAGGAAGUUAACGAACUGCUCAGCCCCAUUUUAGUGGAGCUGCAAGAGAAGAAGAAGGAGAAAGGGCUCACCUUUGAAAAAAUUGCCGAGGCGAUUGACCGCAGCGAGUUGUACACUGCCGCAAUUUUUUACGGACAGGCCAAGCCUGAGGAGAAAGACCUCGAGGCCCUUUCGAGUGUGCUGAACAUCCCGAAGGACAAACUUGUCGCCGAGCUUGGUCCUUCAUUUUUCCCUCUCCGCGGCGGUCUUUCAAGCAGCCCACCCACGGAUCCUACUUUGUACCGCCUGCACGAGGCCAUGACUGUGUACAGCAUGCCGAUCAAGGAGAUUAUUAAUGAAAAGUUUGGCGAUGGCAUUAUGAGUGCAAUCGACUUCCGCGGUGCAGUGGAGCGGGUCGAAGACCCUGCCGGCGCCCGUGUCAAGAUCACGUUUGACGGCAAGUUUCUUCCUUUCCGUCGCUGGUAA